This is a messenger RNA of Nerophis ophidion (straightnose pipefish), 1571 nucleotides long. It is a transcript of the gene necap2, whose product is annotated as NECAP endocytosis associated 2. The transcript has 8 exons. Gene Ontology annotation, biological process: endocytosis. NCBI's taxonomy places the organism in Eukaryota, Metazoa, Chordata, Actinopteri, Syngnathiformes, Syngnathidae. The coding region runs from base 82 to 831 and encodes 249 amino acids. Gene Ontology annotation, cellular component: clathrin vesicle coat; membrane. The record is from RefSeq and is a predicted model, not a curated record.
CCGUAAAACAACAAAAGAAGAAGAAGAAGGUGUGCAGUGGAAGUCGAAAUUUUGGAGUUUUGCCAAGCUACACUUGACAAAAUGGCAGAAGAUAACAGUUACGAAUCUAUUCUUUGUGUUAAACCAGAGGUCCACGUCUACCGCAUCCCCCCGCGGGCGUCGAACCGCGGAUACCGUGCAGCUGACUGGAAGCUGGACCAGCCUGCGUGGAGUGGGAGAAUGAAAAUCACGGCCAAGGGCAAGAUGGCAUUCAUCAAGAUGGAGGACAAAAUCACAGGAGAGCUUUUUGCCCAAGCUCCAGUAGACCAGUAUCCUGGGAGUGCGGUUGAAGCAGUCACUGACUCCAGCAGGUAUUUUGUCAUCCGGAUAGAUGAUGGGAAUGGCCGCCAUGCUUUUAUCGGUCUGGGAUUUGCGGAUCGUGGAGACUCCUUUGACUUCAACGUAGCUUUACAAGACCAUUUUAAGUGGGUAAAGCAAGAAGGUGAGCUAGCCAAGAUGGAGGCAACCCAGAGUGCUGCACCAAAGCUUGACCUGAGCUUCAAAGAGGGGCAGACCAUCAAGAUCAGCAUCGGGAACAUCAAGAAGAAGGACGCAUCUCUUGCAAAGCCCCGUCCUGUGGCUGGGGGGCUGCUUCCACCACCGCCAGGGGUGAAGGCGGGAGGCGUUAUCCCAAUGCUUCAAAGCCCAGAGGCAGCCACACCAACAGACGCAAACACAGUCCCUCUUUUCGACGACGGAUCCACCAACUCUGACGUGUGGGGAGAUUUCACAUCCGCAGGAUCCAACUCCAGUAAAGAUGCUGUCCAAACGGGAUGGGUACAGUUCAGUUGAGUGUGGGGGCACUGGGGGGAAGCGGGUGCACCCGCUUGGUGGCAUACAUUCCAUGGAUGGAGAUGAUUGUUUGGGAAGGAAGAAAGUGGGUACCUCUCCGUCUCCCUAACUCGCAUAACCCAAGCAGUGAGGGUCAAAUAAACCUUAGCUUGCACUUAAUAAGCUCUUUCCACUCAACUAUGCAGGAGGAAUUUUAGUAGUAAGGCAACCAUGAAACAUGUGCUGGUUGGAGUUGCUCCCUACCUUCGCCUUCUAUUAAACCUCUCCUUUUAUUUCUCGUACUGUAACAGUGAAUCCCUAAAUGGGAAUGAUUUCAACAUUCUUAUUUUCUUCCCUCUGCCAUUACAACACCAGCACCCAUCAUCUUAAAGUUGUCCUAUUGAAGUUUGUCUGUGUUAAAUAACUAUUUGCAUUCUUAGUUUUGUUUUAGGAGCCCCAGCAUUUACUGAGCUUAUGAGUAGCGGAUUAUUCUAAUUUUUUCUUACCUCUAAAGCUUUUAAAUUUUUCUAUAGAGCUUUUGGUGUCAAAUUAAUUAAAUGGAUAGCAUUUCACGUUUUCUGUUAUGUUCUUUAUUUUUCUGAGGUCUAUUGUGUUUUCAGUGUGCCUUUGUACCAAAAAGAAAUGUUCCUUAAUCAUAUUCAAAGGUUGCACUGAGUAUUCUAUUAAGUGCCUCUCAGAAAAAAAAAAAAAUUGUAUAAAAUGUAAACCUCUAUGUAAAUAAAAAAUAUAUUCCAAUCUUU